AUGUUUAAUAGUAUUACUUUAACUAUCUAUCUUUGGAAAUUUAGAUUUAAUUUAACUAUGCAUCAGUUUAAUCAUCAGAGAAGAGAUUUUGUGGGAAUUGGUUUUGAUAAUGUUAAUAUGUAUAGUCGGGUUGAAUUUCUUGGACAGGAUGGUAAAAUUGACAGUGUCUUUUCUAAAAAACACAACAGUGAUAUAGUUAUAAUUAAGAAUCCUGUAUCACUUCAUAAAAUUCUUAUAAACAAGCCUUCUAUUAAAAUUGAUGAUUUGAUUUUUACUAAUAAGAAAACUAAUUUUAUAAACACUGAUGUUAAGUAUUUUAGAGUUAGUAAUUUUACUUACUUUAUUAUUAGAAUGUUUAAACUGUUUACCAGUAAAGUUUCUAUCAAAUAUAACUUUACUGAAUUUGAGUACAUUCCUUUGGGUAUUAAAAUAUUCCUUCAUAUGCCUAUUUUACUUACUGUAUUUAUUGUUGCUGUUAUUAUUGUUACUUAUGAACCUGAAAUUAACGCGGAAAUGAUUAGAAAUGAAAUUGAUAAAAUACCUGAUGUUAAAUAUAGUUCUGAGAUGAAUUGUGAUUGUUUUUGUUCUAUUUGUUUAGAUAAUUACAUUGAGGGUGAAUCUCUUAAAAAUUUAGAAUGUGGUCAUAUUUUUCAUAAAGAUUGUGCUAAAUCUUGGUUAAUGACUUCUUUAUACUGUCCUAUUUGUAGACAUUCUGUUUCUAAACUUACUUCAACUCACAGAUAUGAAUUACAAAGAUCUUAUGGUUUUAUUUAG
Molecule: messenger RNA, 774 nt
Organism: Hepatospora eriocheir
Lineage: Eukaryota; Fungi; Microsporidia; Hepatosporidae
Source: the annotation of a GenBank genome assembly